AUGUCUUUUGGGGUAUGUACUUUUUGCAAUAAUUUAUUUUGUAGAUAUAAUCACCGUAUACAAGUACUUGAUCCUCAAGGACGUUUCCUGCGCGCAUUUGGCUCACAGGGCACUGCAGAUGGCAAAUUCAAUUAUCCUUGGGGCGUUACAACUGACGCACUCGGUUUCAUUUAUGUGUGUGAUAAGGAAAACCACAGAGUACAGGUUUUCCAAUCGGAUGGAUCCUUUGUUGGUAAAUUUGGUUCAUGCGGUCGCGGCGAAGGACAACUCGAACAUCCACACUACAUUGCUGUCUCGAAUACGAAUCGCGUUAUUGUGUCGGAUUCGAACAAUCAUAGAAUUCAGAUUUUUGAUGUCAAUGGUAAAGUGGUAACAACAUUUGGUGGUGAAGGUUCAGAUGAUGGUCAAUUUAAAUUUCCAAGAGGUGUUGCAGUGGAUGAGCAAGGAUAUAUAUUUGUUGCGGAUUCCGGCAAUAAUCGUAUACAAAUCUUCAACCCUGAUGGUAGUUUUCUUAAAACAUUUGGUUCUUGGGGUUCUGGAGAUUCAGAAUUUAAAGGUUUGGAAGGAGUUGCCAUUAUGUCAAAUGGUAACAUUUUAGUCUGCGAUCGUGAAAAUCAUCGUGUGCAAGUUUUUUAAUAAAAAUUCUGACUCAGCAAUUCUUAAUAAAAAUAUUUUUUUACAUUAAAUUGAUUUUAAUUAAAAAAUCUACAUCUAAUUGAAUAUUAUAGAUGUGAAGAGAAAUACAAGAGUCCUUUUAAAAUUUGUUUUGAUAUUGUAUAAUCAUUUGGACUUCUUAAUUAUGUAUGUAUGAUUCAGUUACCUAUUAAAUAUUUAU
Molecule: messenger RNA, 835 nt
Organism: Teleopsis dalmanni
Lineage: Eukaryota; Metazoa; Arthropoda; Insecta; Diptera; Diopsidae
Product: RING finger protein nhl-1-like
Exons: 5
Coding region: 1-636 (211 amino acids)
Biological process (GO): protein polyubiquitination; negative regulation of translation; proteasome-mediated ubiquitin-dependent protein catabolic process
Molecular function (GO): protein binding; ubiquitin protein ligase activity; translation repressor activity
Source: RefSeq, a predicted model, not a curated record